Molecule: messenger RNA, 2448 nt
Organism: Schistocerca piceifrons (Central American locust)
Lineage: Eukaryota; Metazoa; Arthropoda; Insecta; Orthoptera; Acrididae
Product: A-kinase anchor protein 200-like
Source: RefSeq, a predicted model, not a curated record
GCAGAAGUUUCAUCAGGCACUGUACUUUUGGAUCGCUUGAAGGGCAAUGUUAAAUCAGGCAAAAAGGACAGUGCAGGAAAACAGACACAAGAAGAAGCUGGCUCACCACAAGAGCAAGUAGCAGAGGCACACGCUAGGGAGAAACGGGAGACAGAGGCGGCCGCUGAAGAAGGGAACUGCGACAUUGCAGAGAAAGCAGCCAGCUCUCAUCUUCAACAGUCAGGCGGCACAGUGUUGGCAGAAGCCAGUGUAAAGCAGCCAGAAAACAAUGGGUCUUCAAUGUAUCUGCCUCACAUUGCUCCCAACAAAAGGGACAAUUCUUCCACAUUACUUAGUGCGACAGAAAACAGUGCAAAGCCUGCAGUGGUGGAGGAUGUCUCUGUUCCGAAAGAUCCGUCCAGAGAAUCUGUUGUAAAAGAUAACAAGAUUUUGAGUAUAAAGUCACCAGAAAUGGAAGAGGAAGUAGUAAGGAAGGUAGCAGAUAACUAUAGUAAUCUUGUAUUGUCAAGUGAUAUGGUAACAAGAGAUUUUAAUCUGAGAUCUGUCUCAGAGUUGGGAAUCAGCAGUGUAACUGGGGCUCCCCAACACAUGAGGAGCUACACAGAUGUUGCGGUAGAAGCAGAGAAGGCCACGGGUGCUCCUUUUGAGAUAAAGGCCCCACAGCACCUGUCACCUCCUGAUGUCAGUCUUCCUCCGUCAAUUGUCAACUCGGAUGACCGUCUAUCAGCUGCCGGUGUUAAGCCACUGUCCCGCGAUCUGAAGUCUGCUAAAGAUGAUGAGGCAGAAGACAACACAUAAAGGACAAUGUUUGCUUGUGUGUUCGCGAGUUCUGAGGAAAAAGCAAAAUUUGUGUAUGUAAAUGUGGCAGUGCAACUUCCCUGUGUUGAUGAAAUUGGCCACGUGAUUUCAUGACCGAGAAUACGUUGAUGCGAUUUUCAGACUGCUCUAUCCUGUCAAAAAAUUGUCCAAAUAAUGACAUAUCACACCUGUCGUGUGUGGCCUGUAGGUCCAUAAAGACUUUUGUCAUUCUAAGCAAUGGUGUAUGCAAUUAUUGUUGCAGUUACUGUAUAGCAAGUAUUUAUGAUGGUGUAAUUAGUUGUAUCCCCCUCCCCCCAAAUGUGUAAAUGUGGCCACUUAUUUCAGUAUCUCUGUUGAUAAAAGAAAAUCUAGUCAAUUACCCUAGCCUACUGCAAUUUACUCAUUUUGUAUAAGAGGAUCUCCAUCGAGUAUUGAAACACCUGUGGCUGAAACCCAUUAUGUACUUAGGUAUUGUGAUGUAAUGCACAAUUAAAACUGGCCUUUGACCAUUUGCCAAGACCAAAACAUUUCAGCUGUGAAAACAUAUGUGCAACCUUGUGACAGUUUCUGGGCUUAGUAUAAUUAGUUGUUGGUUUUUGGUAUUUUCUGUAAGUAAUAUACACCAAUUUUUUUUUCUUUUUAAAAACAUAGUAAUAUGUCGCAUUCAUUGAAUUAUUGCGUUACAUUACAAAAUGUCCAUCAAAAUUUAUAAGAACAUAGACUAACAUAUCAGGUCAGUAGCCUAGACAAGUAUGUAUAUUUUUAUAAUUGAAUUGAAAUUGCAGUCCUUUUGGUGUUGUCAUAGAGUUUUGAUGCAUAAAUUCUGUACCAAACAACAUUUAUAAGAUGGCAGGACUUCCAGUACGUAAAGUUUUGGUUAUUAAUUAAAAGGUGACUUGAUAGCUCCUUAGGAAGAGAUGUUUAUACAUGUAACAAUCUGUGUUUUUAGCUAUGUAUUUUUGAGACAAAUUCUUUCUAUGUGUAAUGCUCGCAUAUUUCUGUUUGUGAUUAACUGUUUGAAGCAGUUCCAUUGCUGCUAUAAAAUGAAAUACUUGAAACCUGUCAUUGAAAACUGGCCAGAAGUCACAAAAAUAAUUCGAAAGCUGAUGAGUAACUUUAGGUAAUGUUGACUCUUCGUGUGGAUGCAGAAAUGUUGUAACUCAUUGUAGAAAUGCCUGAAAAGUUUCGCUUGAAAUGAUUAUCCUGUAGUCACCCUGCAGUUUCAAUUUGAGUCAUCCAAACAGUGGUGCUUUCAACAGCAUAGCUGACCUGUGACAACAGUGUACAACAGACCUUUCUGUGUGUACCUUAAACUCCUUGGUACUGUACUCAUGUUUCAGAGAUGCAGGUGUAUCAAUAAAAUGUGCCACACCUGAUUUUGUGAUAAUGACUUUGUGGAGUGUUCCUUUAAGUAAUAACUGCUUACCCACCAGCUGUGGUGGGCGUAUGGAAUGUACUAACAGAAAUACUGUUUUUAUGACUCAUGAUCAGGUCUUAAAUCUGUAGACUGAAUCACCCACAAAAUUUAAGGUUGUCAUUCAGCUCUCUGUAUUACACUUCUAAGCUUUUCUUAUUUACCUCUUUUCUAUAAAAUUUAUUUAUCUUACCAUAGUUCUGUCAUUAGAGCUCAUCUCUUGCUCUUGUUAUAAA